Molecule: messenger RNA, 4087 nt
Organism: Sciurus carolinensis (gray squirrel)
Lineage: Eukaryota; Metazoa; Chordata; Mammalia; Rodentia; Sciuridae
Gene: Mras
Product: muscle RAS oncogene homolog
Exons: 6
Coding region: 296-922 (208 amino acids)
Biological process (GO): signal transduction
Cellular component (GO): plasma membrane
Molecular function (GO): GTP binding; GTPase activity; GDP binding
Source: RefSeq, a predicted model, not a curated record
ACUUCGGGCCCUGGACCUCGGCACGCGGAGGGCCUCAGGGGAAACGCCGAGGGCUGCAGGACCUAGGGAGAAGAUGGCUCGGGAUCUGAAGGGGCCGCGCGCGGUUCAGGUGGUGGCGGAGAAUCGCCGAGGAAUGGCGAGGCGUCGGUAGGCUCCGAAGUUGGCCCGGCCGGGCGGAGAUUUAAAGGCUGGAGCGCGGAAGCUUCUAAAGCGGCCGGAGCGCAUUCCCCCUCGGAGUCCGCCUCGCAGCCCGCGCCCCGCGCUGCUGGGGAUCUGGGUCUGACCUACCAGAAACAUGGCAACCAGCGCCGUCCCCAGUGACAACCUCCCCACGUACAAGCUGGUGGUGGUCGGGGACGGGGGUGUGGGCAAGAGUGCCCUCACCAUCCAGUUUUUCCAGAAGAUCUUUGUGCCUGACUACGACCCCACCAUUGAAGACUCCUACCUGAAACAUACAGAGAUUGACAAUCAAUGGGCCAUCUUGGACGUUCUGGACACGGCGGGGCAGGAGGAGUUCAGCGCCAUGCGGGAGCAGUACAUGCGCACGGGGGACGGCUUCCUCAUCGUCUACUCCGUCACUGACAAGGCCAGCUUCGAGCACGUGGACCGCUUCCACCAGCUCAUCCUGCGUGUCAAGGACAGGGAAUCAUUCCCCAUGAUCCUCGUGGCCAACAAGGUCGAUUUGAUGCAUCUGAGAAAAAUCACCAGGGAGCAAGGAAAAGAAAUGGCGACCAAACACAAUAUUCCGUACAUAGAAACCAGUGCCAAGGACCCGCCUCUGAAUGUGGACAAAGCCUUCCAUGACCUCGUUAGAGUAAUUAGGCAACAGAUUCCAGAAAAAAGUCAGAAGAAGAAGAAGAAAACCAAAUGGCGAGGAGACCGGGCCACUGGCACCCACAAACUGCAGUGCGUGAUCUUGUGACAACCUAAGGCCCUGGGCACAGUGACAGCGAACUGCCAACCCUCGGGACCCCUCUACUGCCUCACUGCACUGAAAACUAUUUCUAACCACCACCCUUGGCCCAAGGAACUUGGCCUGGGAAGGGAGGAAGGAAGGGUGAGCCGGGAGCAGACAGGGCCUGGCUUUGCAGGAGCGCAUGAGCUGUCUCAGAUCUCCCGCGAGCCCAGGAAGCCACCCGUGAACAGAAGCAGCCCUCAGCCCCUCGGGGGUCAUUGCACCCAGAUCCCCCUCACUUGGUGGGUGUGUUGUUCCUUUUAGCUACAUAGUGUUGGUUUGAUGGGGACAUGUUCAUCCACAUGCAAUGUCCCGAACAAGCCAUGAUCCAGCUUCCCCCGCCUUGAGCCCAAGCCACAGUGUCUGAGCUCAGAUGUCUUUUGUAGAUUUUUAAAUUAUUUUAGUGAUGAUUAUUUUAUUUAGGGGGGUCUGUGCCCACUGCCUGGUGGAAUCCCAGAUCUUCAGCAGACCUCUCUGAUAACAUAUAUAGAAUACUGUUGUUGUCUUCUUAAUUGAGUGCCAAACUCAACCCAGAACGAGUCGAAUGACGAGAGGACAGAAGUUAAUGGAAAUGGUAUGUAGCUGGUAGGGGGCGGUCUCUGGCCAUGGGUCACACCCUGGAGGGAAAGUGACCCUACUCAUUGCCUAGAAACGAGAACGAAGAGAGAUACGUUUACUCGGAGGGCUUUGCAGUGUCUGAGGACGCAGUUAUCAGAAAACAAAAUUAUCUCACUGAGAUGAGCGGCAGGUGCAAGCAUGUCGGUUAUAAAAGGAGUUUUUGUUCUUAUUAUCCUGGAAAUGUAUAAACUGAGGUGAGCUGAUGGGCUUUGCACAAAUGUGGGUUCCUUUUUCAGACAGCGUGGGUUCAGUUGUUCUCCCAGGCGUGCGAGAGGCCCUGGGUUUCUCGGAUCCUCUCCUCCUGCUCCUGUGCAUCACCCGCGCUGCCCUGGGCCUCUCUGAUAUAAACUCACUGACAUGUCAAAGGAAGCCAUGUGGACUCCCUCCAGAAAUCUUGAGGCCACGCAGAAUCUUAAACCACAAAAGAUUCAGUACAGUUAUCUCUCAGACAUCACCAGGACCUGAAGCCAUUUCCCUUUGAGUCAACCGACUGCCACCUCUGUUAAGCCCAGUUAAUGAGCAAACCCCUUCCCUUCCAGGAUUCACAGACUUCGUUGCCUCUUUGGCACACGCUUUUAUUACCCUUUUGGAUCUUGACAGUAAUACGAGAUCAGAGGCAAAAUGAAGGUGGGGCUAAUGAUGGGAUUCCCAGACACCUGUUUCUGCAAACGACAGCCCCCAACACUCUGAGAAUGCCCACCUCCCUCUUCUGGUGCUGCUGGUAGAAGCAAAGAUUGGAUUUUUCCAGCCCAGGUUGGGGUGGAGGGGCAGUUAGAACAACAGCGCCCCCCCACCACCACCCAGAGGAGAUCAGAAGAUGAGGUGGCGUGGCUAGUGACCUUCUUUUUCAGGUGUUAUGAAUCAGGUCGCUCUGCAAACUAGAACAUUCCCAGCAGGUAGCCUAACUGCUCUUUGGUGAAAUAAAGACAUGGAAGGAGCCUCUGGCCAGAUGGAUGACCAGACACCUGGAUUCUUCUUUGUUCAGAGAGUGUGCCCGACUCCUAACUCGGCAAGAUCACCAGCACCAAGGGAUCAGCCGGAAGAAUGAUUCUGCUGCAGAAACAGUGGGGACUCGCAUUAGUUGGAAAUCAAACCCUUUUGUCGAAAUGGCCUUUUUUUUCCUGUUCCUAAAAGGAAGGACAAGAGAGAACAUUCCAGACAAGGUGGCUCAGUUUCCAGGAUCCUGUAAUGUUAGCAAGUAUUGUAAACACUAAAAGGACGAGGCUUUCUCCAAACCUCAGGCUCCGAGCCCCGCGCGCCGCAGGCCUGUGUGGUUGUGUGUGUGGUGGAGCAUUGAGAUGGCAGAGCAGGACAGGAAGCCCUGCAACAGGGCAGCGGCCACUGCCAGGGAACCCCUGCCCAGCACCACCCGCCACCAGCACACCCCUGCCCACGUGGAGCGGCAGCUGACAGCACCAACUGGGGGGUCUCAUUGGAGGCAGACCUACGACAGAGCCCUGAGCCAUAAUGGUAACCAAGAAAGGGGUUCCCCCACUCCUGGUUCCCCUCACACUCAAAAGGGGUGGUGCAUCUGCCCCCUCCCUGCCCCCAUCUUCCAGAGCAUCUCUCCUAAACUCAAACCACAGCUGAACUCCACAGGGCCUAAGGGAGACUCUGGUUAAGGGUUGGCCUCUGCUUUGGGACCAAUGGUGAGCUUCCUCCCAUGACCUCAUUUCUCCCUUAGGUGAGGUAGGUAGAUAACACCCCAUUUUUAGAAGUGGACUCUUGUGGCAGGGGCAGCUUUCCAGAUAGACUGGAGUGGAGUGUACCCAGGAACAUCCCCCGUACAUCUCCAUCACCACCUGGCCUGCAAGGCCAGUCUGGGGAACCUGACUGACCAUGCUACUUCAUGACUGAGGGGCCUGCUGGGGCUUAUGGCUGUGUCAUCAUCAUGGCCCACAGGUUUUCCUGAGAGUAGUACUAGCUGCACAUCCCCUGGAGCAUAUCCUUCCUGAAAUCCCCUCACCCCAUGACUCUGUCCUUGUGUGCUAUCAGAUUUCCUCCUACUAUUCUGACGCCUUCCUUAGAGGGUUCCAUUUCUCCCUAGAGGUAACCCUAGCCAUCUUCCCCACCCCCACGGGCUGGGGCUGGGGCACACAGGGUAUCUGGAUGGUUUCUCUUAGGACUUUGCCCACCACCUUCUCAUGGUACUUGCUGUGGAGGCCCCCUGAGACCUGGUGUGACCUGUCUCGCUUCGCCAGGAGACAUGACCUACUAACGUGUCAAUUCUAACCCAGAGGCCCCUCAGACAGGUCACAGUAAAUCAGAGCCACAGACAGUUCCCCUCCAUUAGCAGCCCAUUGGGUUGGAAAUUCCAUGUCAGAUUUACUUAGAAUGAGAUACUUGAAUUGUUGAGCGCCAUUGGGUGCCCAGCUUCUGUUACACAGUAUUAACAGGUGGCCAUUGUCGUGAAACGAGAGUGAAGCCUGAACAUCUCGAUGAUGCUUGAGCCUUUUAUGUAACUUUUUAUCAAGUCUUUGUGUAUCUUGACUCAUUAAUAAAGAAACAGAGAGA